AUGGGAUCCUCUGCGGCAGCUGGUCAACGCGGCCUGGCCCAAAAACGGUCGGCGAUUAGUCUACACGACCAACGGCCAAUAGAGCCGUACUCUGAUGAACCAAGCGAUGAUCCGCCAGCAUACACUGAUGCAAACGCCACAGACGUGAGCGCGCUACCUGACAUUGUAACGACCGAGCGGUACAUUUACAAUCCAUACCCAGAUAUCUCUGGAGGGCGUCUCGUCGACACCCUUUCUCGCAGGGAAUCAUACGUCGUUACCCUUUCCCCAGAAUACUCAACUGACCCCGAAUGCUUAUACGAUAAUAUCUUCCAACAAGCUCUGAUAGCUCCUACGGUGCUGAUAUCAGUCAAGGGAACCCAUUCCGUCAAGGAACGGGACGGCAAUAACAAGAAAUCUAGCUCCACGGUGACAGAUUUCGACUUUCGGAUCGAGACUCGCGGUACGAUACUGCCGAUUUCCUCGUACCGGGUUGACAGAGACCCACAGUUUGAUUUCUAUCGCACUUGGAACGUGGUACGGGAUGACAUCGAACAAUCCGCUUACCGUGGCGGAAGAUUCAAGAGCAAGUCGAGCAAGAGGUAUAAGGCUCCUGUUGGAGACCUUGAACAAGCCCAUAUGCUUAGAGCCGAUCAGCCGCCAACCACGGAAGGCCACCAGGCGACGCUUAAACAGUGGUGUCAGAGAUUCUGCGAGGACAAGAGUGGAGUGAAGUCAUUCACUCUCCGCCGCAAGGUGACGAGUCUCAAUUUCGACCUUCUAAAGCAUGAGAUAACUUCCGUCAUCCGCGCCACCAACUAUCGCGGCAGCAUACAUGUCAAUCUAAUAACCACUCACACAGCAGUAACCGUCUAUUCGCCGCAUAUGCUUAACGGGCUUCGAACCAACCGUUUCGUCUGGUGGGCCGUCGUCAUCCUUCAGCUCUGGAUAUUCGCAUGGCCUCUUCUCAUCUUACUUGAGAAACGGUAUGAGCCUGUCGAGGUUGAACAUCACGUCUGUCGGGCUGGCGAUUAUUGUCCGCCUUUCGAAGGGGAGGAUGCUUGGACGAAAAUGUUUGCGCCUGCCAUUAGUGCCGCGGCGUUGGGGAGGAGGAAGGACGGCGAGAUAGUUACUGUGAAUGAUAUCGAGCGGGCUCGUAAUUCUACUAUCAAUGGAGGAGCUAGGCUGGAGGAGUCGCCGGCGGAGAGGGAUAGGAGAGCGAGGUUGAAUACUGGGAACGGGUCUUUCAUGGACUCGCUUGUUGGUAUUGCUAGGGGUGUAUCGGAGCUGAGGAAUGAGUAUGACCAUGCCAGGGGAUGGGGUCAAAAUGAAUAA
Arthroderma uncinatum is the source of this 1314-nucleotide messenger RNA. RefSeq lists its product as uncharacterized. NCBI's taxonomy places the organism in Eukaryota, Fungi, Ascomycota, Eurotiomycetes, Onygenales, Arthrodermataceae. The record is from RefSeq and is a predicted model, not a curated record. The transcript has 2 exons. Bases 1 to 1314 code for a protein of 437 amino acids.